CUGUUGUUCGAACGGAUUACAGGUCGCGUCGUAGUGGAGUUUUCGAUCGGAACAAAUGAGGCAAAUUGAGGACUCUCGGGCUACGAGAUCAUAGAAAAACACAAAUCUAACCAAGGUGUCAAGUAAAGCUGUCCCUCUGGUUCCACAAGCAUGGACGUGGUAUUGGUAGACAUGCAGGGAAACUGCACUACAGAAUGGAUUUUUUGUGUAAGAAAACAGAAAGGAGACUAUUCGUACGCAAUAAUGAAACAAACUCACUCGAACCCGUUUCAAAACUAGAGCCUAUACAAAUUAUGGAUGAGAUUCCAGCUGUUGAAGAUAUGCUUACAGAACUGCAAUAUUUUAUUCCAUCUAAUCAUUCAAAGGAGCGUCUUAUGGUUAUUUGGAAGGCUACAAUUGCAUACCGCAAUGAGCAGCGCGCUAAUGACAAUUUCCUACAGUUUUUGAGAGAUUUUCCAGCUGCUUCAUCUUUCAACGGAGAACUGCUUCUAGAAGAGUUUACUAUUUUAAAUCCUAAAGCUAAUGAUGUUAUUAGCACGUGGACUGUUCUACAACCAAAAUUGCUUUCUUUUUUUGAUGAAAUGUACCUUCAUAUUACUAGUCAGUUCGUGCGAAGCUUAGCAAUUCUUAAAAACAAAAACCCCACCAGAGGUUCUAGACAAGUUCGUGGAGACGCACGGAAAAUUCAUCCGUUGCAUGGUAUUAUUGAUUGGAUUGACCCUGAAGGUGAAAUUCCCGCUUGCGAAUUCCCACAGAUAUUUGUAGCAGCAGAACAAUUUCAAUGUGGAGAUUGCUAUUUGGUCUGGGAUGAUUUCGCUAUCAACACGGGCCGUGACUUGGAACACAGCUUUAUAUUGCUGUCGCUGUCAUGUUAAAAACAAUCCCGCUGAGUACUACUGCUAACAAACUUAUGAUGAUGCUACCGAAU
This is a messenger RNA of Wyeomyia smithii (pitcher-plant mosquito), 928 nucleotides long. RefSeq lists its product as uncharacterized. The record is from RefSeq and is a predicted model, not a curated record. The transcript is spliced from 6 exons. NCBI's taxonomy places the organism in Eukaryota, Metazoa, Arthropoda, Insecta, Diptera, Culicidae. Bases 195 to 875 code for a protein of 226 amino acids.